This is a messenger RNA of Cheilinus undulatus (humphead wrasse), 1548 nucleotides long. It is a transcript of the gene ccr9b, whose product is annotated as chemokine (C-C motif) receptor 9b. NCBI's taxonomy places the organism in Eukaryota, Metazoa, Chordata, Actinopteri, Labriformes, Labridae. Gene Ontology annotation, molecular function: chemokine receptor activity. Gene Ontology annotation, biological process: G protein-coupled receptor signaling pathway; chemotaxis; immune response. The record is from RefSeq and is a predicted model, not a curated record. The transcript is spliced from 3 exons. Gene Ontology annotation, cellular component: membrane. The coding region runs from base 239 to 1354 and encodes 371 amino acids.
UGAGAUCAUGUAAGAUUUUUUAACUGUGCUACUUAGCUGUGUUUGCUCUUAGAAAUCUACAGCAUUAGGGGUUGUGUAGUGUUUUUUUUUUUUCCUGCAGAGCAAUGAAGUGAUAUGUCUCAACACGUGAUCAUGUGGUUAAAGGGAAACCAUAUAAACAUGAAGUGUUUGUUGGUAACACCAGUCAUACUGCCAUAAGACAAAGAGACACUGACUGACAGGCUGCUCUUCCCAACUCAUGACCAUGGAUUACACCGUUGAGCCGUUGACAACCACAGGAGGUGAUUAUUCUGGAUCUGACACCUCUGACUACAUGGAUUAUGAGACAGACCCGACUCAGACCACAGGCAUGUGUGACAGAAGCUGGGUCCGUCUGUUUCAGAGUCAGUAUGAACCUCCUCUCCUCUGGACAAUCUUCAUCCUUGGCGCCAUGGGCAACCUGUUGGUGGUUUGGAUCUACAGCACCGUGCGCAACCGCCUGAAAACCAUGACCGAUGUUUACCUGCUCAACCUGGCUGUUGCUGACCUCCUCUUCCUUUGCAUGCUGCCCUUCUGGGCCGUUGAAGCCAUCAAGGGCUGGGACUUUGGCAUUGGCAUGUGCAAAAUGGUGUCGGCUGUUUAUAAAAUCAACUUCUUCAGCAGCAUGUUCCUGCUCACCUGCAUCAGCGUGGACCGCUACAUUGCAAUAGUGCAAGUCACCAAGGCGCAGAACCUGAAGAAGAAGAGGUUGUUCUACAGCAAACUCGCCUGCCUCGGUGUCUGGUUCCUCGCCAUUCUCCUGGCUCUUCCUGAAUUUAUCUUCGCCCAAGUGAAGAUGGACCAAAGAGGGCAGUCAUCCUGCACCCUGGUCUACUGGAGCAACAAAAACAACCAGACUAAGAUACUUGUUUUGUCCUUGCAGAUCUGCAUGGGCUUCUUCAUUCCUCUCAUAGCCAUGGUCUUCUGUUACUCAGUUAUAAUUCACACUCUUCUGCAGGCCAGAAGCUUUGAAAAGCACAAGGCCCUUCGUGUUAUCUUCGCCGUUGUGUUUGUGUUUGUCCUCUCACAGCUACCGUACAACAGUCUACUCAUAGUCGAUGCCACGCAGGCAGCAAACACCACUAUCACUACCUGUGAAACCUACGUUCAUUUUGAUGUAGCCAAACAGCUCGCGAGGAGCCUGGCGUACACUCACGCCUGCCUGAACCCACUCUUGUACGUCUUCAUUGGGGUUAGGUUUAGGCAAGAUCUCUUCAGGAUUGUGAAGACGUGUGUUGGUGGUUUGAGCAAAGGAGGGCUCAGUAAAAUACAAGCAAUUCCUAAACGUCCCUCUGUCAUGUCGGACACUGAAACCACCCCAGCCCUUUCAUUAUAAAGCUCUUAAACCUGAGACAGAAGCCUUUGUGCUGUUUUCUUUUGGUUCCUCAUGCAUUAUUUCACAACACAAAUACAAAUUUACACUUUUAGAGCAAUAAAACCCCUCUUACAUUGCAUUUAUUACUCUGGAAUCACUGUAAAACUGUAUUAUAGUGUAAAUAUUGUUUUCACAAAUGUUCCAUCAUGUAUUUG